This is a messenger RNA of Drosophila sechellia, 1325 nucleotides long. RefSeq lists its product as uncharacterized. The record is from RefSeq and is a predicted model, not a curated record. NCBI's taxonomy places the organism in Eukaryota, Metazoa, Arthropoda, Insecta, Diptera, Drosophilidae. The coding region runs from base 96 to 1247 and encodes 383 amino acids. The transcript has a single exon.
AACAGUAACAGAGUUAAGCACAUUCGAAUUCAAGUUCACUUAAACUAAAAUUCUAUAUUUAUUUUAAAUAUUUAAACAAUUAAAGACGCGUAAAAAUGCCAUCUCACGUGGAUUUAACCCUAGAGGAAAUGACAAGGAUUGCUUUGGGUGUCCCUGAGUUGACCCACGUAAAUGUGGCUGUACUCCAAAGUCUUUUGAAUGUCCUUCUCAAGAAACUGAACUGUCAGAAUGAUAUGGUAAGGAUUAGUGGCUUCGAGGGCAAGUGUAUGGAACGCAUUCUCGAGCAAUCCAAAAUAUCUCCACUGCCCUUCGACGUGGAGGCAAUUGUUCCAAUUUCCGAGCAAUUGGACAAAGUUCAAGAGUUGGACAAACGCAUCAAGAAGCUGGAGUGCCAAUUGGAGUGUCACUUUCAGCAGAUUCGCAUUUGCAACAAGGCCAAGGACAAGAAGUACAAGAUCAACCAGGCCGAACAGUACGCCUCUCCUUGCGAGGAUCUGUGCACCGUUUGCGACGAGGACAACAAGAUCGCCUGCAGUCUGCUGGCCAACAUGGACUUCAUGAAAAAGCUGAUGCGACGCAUAGCCACCCCGAUUCUGGACCGAAUGGAGGAGGUCAGCCACAAGCUGGAGAAGUUCUACCUCACACUUCAGUCAUUUCUUAAGCAAACCGAAGCUCUAUUUAAUCGUUUGGAAAUAGUCAAGCAAUGUGUGGUGGAGAUCGAAGGUCUGAGGACUCUUGUUCAGGAAUACAACCUUACUUUUCUGGGAACCAUGGAGGAGCUGCAGGAUAUGCUGGACAGCAAGCUGGAUAAGGUGCAUAUGCCUGCGCUUAAGAAGUAUAUACGAGAUCGUUUCGAUGAUAUAGAUCGCCGGCUGAGGAUGAUUGAGGAAAAGGAUGCAUGUCCCAGGGCCGCUGGAUUUAUCAAUACGGGGCUAGCUUGUCUAUCCUGUAAUAGUCCCAAAGUGGGUGUCGACGUCGGUCCUCAAACCAUGGGACUAUUCCCGGACGCUCCGGUCAGGCACAUGCCGCCCAAGUUGACCGGAUCACCGGUCAAUUGCCAGAAGAUCGUGGUCUGUAGAUCCGUGGAGAAGGAACCCACCCUAAUGGUGCGGGUAAACAACCUUGAUCUGAGUGUCCUCUCCCAACGUCUUGCUCGUCCUGCCUCGGGCAAAAUCUGCAAGUUGCCCGAAGCUAAUGACGCCAUCUAUGGCGUUCGUAAUUCCUGUAUAUCCGGCCAGGACCACUAGCCAGUACAACUUACUGCUGGUCACCAUCCAAAUCGAUUAGUUUCCGCAAUAAAGUAUACAACUCAAGGCUGAGUCCGU